AUGGAAAGUGGAGUUUUUCUACCUUGUCUGGAUCAGUUCAUGAUGAGCCCACUCGUCACUUGGGUCAAGACGUUUAUGCCUGAGGAUCAAACUAUGCUCUUUGACUUCUCUGUUUUGUUGGAUGGAGUGUUUCUGAACGACAUCAUGAGUCAAAUAAGUGCUUCAGCUAGACCUCAGGACCUGACAAAUGUGAACAGGAUUCAUAAUCUAAGUCUCCUUGUCCAGAAUAUCAAGACAUAUUACCAGGACCAUCUUAAACAGUUAAUCAUGACCCCCUUGCCAAAUGUGUUACUGCUGUAUAAGACUCCAUAUUGUGAACAUGCUCUAGAAGAAAUGAAAAAGCUUUUACUGUUGCUUUUGGGAUGUGCAGUCCAGUGUGAAAAUAAAGAAGACUAUAUUGAAAGGAUCCAAACUCUUGAGUUUGAUACUAAAGCCGCAAUAGCUGCACAUAUUCAAGAGUUGACCCAUAGCCAGGAGAAUAUUUUGGAUUUGCACUGGUUGGAGGUCAGAGAGGGACAACAGGAUGAACUGGAGGAUACAGCCAGGAGGAUGGCUUUACACAUCCGCAGCCUUCUGGAUCAAAGAGACACCUAUUUGGAGGCCAUCACAGAACUUAUGCAGGAUUGGGGCAGUGGCUGUAGCCCGCAGAGUGGCCCACAGUCCAGCAUGGAACAACAGCAGAGAGGGGCUCAGCAGCACCUGUCAGUGGAGCUGGCCGACUGCAAAGCCAAGAUCAGAAGACUUAGGCAGGAGCUAGAAGAAAAAAGUGAACAGAUGCUGGACUGCAGACAUGAACUGGAGAACAUGGCAUCAGAGCUGAAGAGGAUCCAACUGGAGAACUCCCAGCUGCUUGUGGAUGCCCGUACAGCUCGGACAUAUCGCGAUGAACUGGACUCUAUAAGAGAGAGAGCCAUAAGAGCAGACAAGCUUGAAAGUGAAGUUGGGCGUUACAGAGAUCAGCUGCACAAGAUGGAAUUUUACAAGGCUAAACUGGAGGAACUCAAAGAGGACAACAGGGUGUUACAAGAGACCAAAGACGUCUUGGAGGAGCAGCUAGAGGGUUGGAGGUCACGUUCUGAUAAAAUCCAUCAACUUGAGAAGCAGUGUCUGCUAUUGAAAGCUCAGGUUCAUGACUUAGAGCAGGAAAAAGAGGUUGACCAAAAGCGCAUUGAGGAUCUGCAGGAAGAGAACCUUGGUCUGUACAUGGCCCAGAGGAGGAGUAUGGAGGAGUCUCAACACCUGGGUUGGGAAUUAGAGCAACUUUCUAAGACUACUGAAGACUGCCAGGGUCCACUAAGUUUAAGUGAGGAGGUGAGUGAAAAUACCCAUAGCCGGAUGCUAAAACUUGAAAAGGAGAACCAAAGUCUGUUGAGAACAAUUGAAGAACUUACAGCUGUCCCAAGGAGCUCAGAAGUACCCAAAGGAUUACAGUCACCAAACUCAUAUUCAGUAAAUCAAAUGAACAGUUCAGGACAAGAGAUGUGGAAUGGAGAGGUGAACUACUCUCAAGCCCACCCGGUCACACUGGAGCAGGUCCAAACUAAGAUUUUCUUUACAGAAGGGACAGAUUUCCUUACACAGGAGAAAGGAUUGGUGGAAAAAGGAGUUGGUGGCAUGCAUUUGAAAGACCUAGAAGAGCAUGAAAACUAUCACAAUCAGCAGCUUUGUUGUGUCGAGCCAGAGAGAGUUCACACUUCUGGCUCAAAGAACUCAAGUCCGAGCCACGCCAGCAUCUUUACUGGUCUGCCAACUUACUCCUCCUACAACAACAAGCACACACAGCGACUAGAGGUCAAAUGCAGGAACCUGGACAUACUUAACCAGCAUCUACAGACAGCAUUAGACAACACUGAUCGAAAAGUUCAGCGUCUAGAGGCAGAAGUUCAAGAGCUGGAGACAGAAAAUCAAACUUUGCAAGCCACUUUGGAAGAUAUACGCAUUUCUACACGAAGACUGGAGCAACUGGAAACAGAGAAGUCUACUCUCGAGCAGGAAAACACUGUUCUGGAGAGAGAGAGGAGACAGUUAGAAAAAGAAAACAGGCGACUUCACCAGCAGGCUGAAAUCCAAGAUGCAAAUUUAGACCGCAGUAAUGUCUGUAUAACCAGUCUGGAAAAGGAGACGCGCCUUCUCACAAAGGAGCUAGAGAAUUUAAAGGAGACUGCUGAAAGAGUGAAAUCCACCGAGAGAGACAACAGAGAACUGAGCAAGCAAAGUGCAAUCGACCAGAGGACACUGGCCACUCUCAGAGAGGAACUGGUCAGCGAGAAGCUCAAAAAUCAGCAAAAUCACAAUGAUUUGGAAAGGUUGAGAUGUGAGCUGGAGAUGAAUGAUGCACAAGAGGAGCAAGAUACGCUUGACACAGAUAGGUUUAAGAUGUUGGGGUCUGAGCUUGAGUUAUCUCUCAAGAAGUCUCUUCAGAUUAAAGAAGAAAAGAUAGAAGCACUAGAAGCUCGGUUACAGGAAUCUUCAACACUUAAUCUGCAACUACGCCAGGAUCUUAAAACUGUAAAGCUAAGCUAUGAGGCACUGCAGCAGAGGCUGGAUGAAGAGUCUACACUAAGCUCUUCACCCCCAAGAGAAACAGGCAAGGCAAUGAGUGAAUGGCUACGAGAAAGUCAAGAGGCAACUAAGGAGCUGCUAAAACUUAAAGACAGACUCAUAAAAGUGGAGCGGAAUAAUGCAAGGCUAGAGACAGAGCGCCAGGGUAUGCAGGCCCACGUGAAGCAGCUAGACAGUCAGUCAAAUGCUCAGCAAGCACAAAUCCUCGCUCUACAAAGACAAGCUACAGUUUUACAAGAGAACAACACUGCUCUCCAAACACACAAUGCUAAUCUGCAGGUGGAGAAGUCUACUCUGAACUCCCAGUGUGCUUCUCUGCUGGCACAGAAUGCCCAAAUGCAGCAGCAGCAAACAAGGACAGAGAAUGAGCGUGACACUUCCGCACGUGACCGAGAGGAGUUGCGGUCAGUCCACGAGCAACUGUUACGAGAUCAUGAGAGACUUGCAGCUCUGCACGAAAAACAGGCAGCGGAGUAUGAGGCUCUAAUGGGCAAACAUGGAUGUCUGAAAAAGGCACACCGCACACUAGAAUUAGAGAACCGCACACUGCAGGACAGGUACAACACAUUAGUACUGCAGCGGACUAAACUUGAAGAACUUGAAAAAUCCCUUAAGGAAGAACAGGUGAAGAUCGCAAUGGAAAAAGAACAACACAGGACAACAGCUGCCGAGUGCUGCAGGCUCCGAGAUGAGAAGGACUGGCUUAACCAAACCUACCGUCAGCUUCUCAAUGAUUAUGAGUUACUGACCACUGAUCACAAAGAAGUUAAAGGUCAGCUGAAUGAGGCCAAACUUGAGCACACCUGGCUACAGGCUGACUUCUCUAAACUUAAAAAGGAGUUUCAGGAACUGGACAUUACCUCCACUAAACUGAGCAAUCAGUGUGAGUUGCUGGGCCAGCUGAAAGGCAACUUGGAGGAAGAGAACCGGCACCUGCUCAACCAGAUUGAAAUCCUUAUGAUUCAAAACAGAACCUUGUUGGAACAGACCAUGGAAAGCAAAGAUCUGUUUCAUGUUGAGGAAAGACAGUACAUUGAUAAGCUAAAUGAUCUGAGAAGGCAGAAGGAAAAGCUUGAAGAAAAGAUAAUGGACCAGUACAAAUUUUAUGAACCAUCACCUGCUCGAAGGCGUGGAAAUUGGAUCACACUUAAACUGAGGAAGCUAAUCAAAUCUAGUAGCCGUGAUAGUGGAUCCGAACAACCACCUUCGCCAACUCAUCCUGGGACAGACCCUCACCUCCUGUGUCAUGAUAACAGCUCCUUCAUCGGCCUUGAUGGGGCGUCUUCCUCACCGUCAGGUCACAUGACACUGCCUCGUUACAGCAGCACCUCUCUCAAAAUAUUUCCUCGUAUGAAGAAGAAACUUAAGGACAAAGACAAAACCAAGUCCAUCUUUCGUCGGUCCAUGUCCUUGAGUAGUUUAGUGCAUCCCCCGUCCCCGCUCAGAGAUGAGAGGUGGGCAGGCAGCACGCAGAUGCUCGAUAGGUCAGAUACAGAAAUAAACACGGAGGACACAAUGACUUCAUCUUUUACAACCUCCAUCCUAUCCAUCUUCAACCCUCAUCCUACAAAAUCAGAAACCCUUCAUCCGCCCACUCAUCACUCUGAGACUGCCCUUGAUGUGUGUGACCAAUGGGUAACAGAUAAGGAUUCAAAUGACAGUGCUGUGCCAUCUGGAGUGGAAGAUAACGACGAGCUUCAAAACCACGAUGCAAAUGGCACUCAAAGCCGAGCCCAAAGUGAAAGCAGUGGAGAGUUCAGUGUGAGCCUUGAUAAUCAGCCCUGGUCCAGUGGCAGCAGCCCAGUCCAACAGCCCCAGCUACAUCACAAUUCUACUUCCAUUCAGGCUCCCACUGAUGCUUCUACUCCACAACAUGGUCACAUGCGGAAGUCUUCUAAUGUUACGCCCAAAGACAAGAAAAAGGAUCCUGGAUCAGCUCAGGACUUCUGGCUCACGAGAGGCACAAGGAGCCUCAGAAGAGGUUCAAAGAACAAGUUUACACACUGUCUGUCAGAUGCAACAGACAGCGAGAAAACAAACCAGGAGGAAAGCGAAACUGAUUCAAAAUCAGAUUUAGGGAACACUGUAGCAACUAGAGUUGUUGCUUGUUCUCCAAUCACAGUGUUGUAUGUUCAAGGCAAAUCAUCUUCAAUGUCUGGGUGCCUAAACUGUUUCUCUGUGCCUGCUGGUAAAGAGGGGAGACUUAAAGGGACCAAGUUUGCUAAAAGCCUUCCUCAUGCUGGAGGUGUUAUUUCCCAAGCAGAGAGUUCAUCCAGACGCUCAAGUGUCGGUAGUGACUGCAGGGUAAAGCUUGAUCCCUUACCUGUCCAAGUCUCUGAGAGUAUAACAAGGCAAGAUGAAUCAUGUUCAGCAAACCAUAUAGAAGCAGACAUGCACAAUGAGCCAGUUCCUCCAAUUAAACCUCCAAGAGACCCAGCUGCUGUUCCUACUGACCGCCCAAAGUCCCCUGUGCAGGAGUCAGCUUUUGGCUCAGCAUUCACUUUUAACUCAGUUUUCUCCAACACAAUAUUUAGUGACUCUGUGAUCACUACUAGUAUGGUCAGACCUGAAAGCAAACAAACUUUCAUGCAGCUAACUCAGUCUCUUUUGGAAAAUGGUCCAGGACAAAUGUACCUCUGUAAUACCCCACAAACACUGCUCAGUGUGGAGUCUGUGGAGGAUCGAUCUGUAGAGAGUAUCCCAAAGUCACUGAAUUAG
Molecule: messenger RNA, 5280 nt
Organism: Periophthalmus magnuspinnatus
Lineage: Eukaryota; Metazoa; Chordata; Actinopteri; Gobiiformes; Gobiidae
Gene: ccdc88aa
Product: coiled-coil domain containing 88Aa
Exons: 29
Coding region: 1-5280 (1759 amino acids)
Biological process (GO): cytoplasmic microtubule organization; cytoskeleton-dependent intracellular transport
Cellular component (GO): cytoplasm; centrosome
Molecular function (GO): dynein light intermediate chain binding; microtubule binding
Source: RefSeq, a predicted model, not a curated record